AUGCCAUACGCGUUAUCUGAAUCUCACAAGCAAUUAGUCGAAGGACACUUGAAGGACAUUGAUCCUGAAGUUGAUCAAAUUAUCAAGGAUGAAAUCGAUAGACAAAAGCAUUCCAUCGUUUUAAUUGCCUCUGAAAAUUUUACUUCAACUGCUGUUUUUGAUGCCUUAGGAACUCCAAUGUGUAACAAGUACUCUGAAGGUUACCCAGGUGCCAGAUACUACGGUGGUAAUGAGCAAAUCGACAAGAUGGAAAUUUUGUGCCAAGAAAGAGCUUUGAAGACCUUCAAUGUUACUUCUGAUAAAUGGGGUGUUAAUGUUCAAACCUUAUCUGGUUCUCCAGCUAAUUUGCAAGUGUACCAAGCUUUGAUGAAGCCUCAUGAAAGAUUAAUGGGAUUGGAUUUACCUCAUGGUGGUCAUUUAUCUCACGGUUAUCAAACCGACUCUAGAAAGAUUUCGGCUGUUUCAACCUACUUUGAAACUAUGCCUUACAGAGUUAACUUAGACACCGGUUUAAUUGACUACGAUAUGUUAGAAAAAACCGCUGUCUUAUUCAGACCAAAAAUUUUAGUUGCUGGUACUUCAGCCUACUGUCGUCUUAUCGAUUACAAGAAGAUGAGGGAAAUUGCCGACAAGGUUGGUGCUUAUCUUGUUGUUGAUAUGGCGCAUAUUUCCGGUUUAGUUGCUGCUGGUGUAAUUCCUUCUCCAUUCGAAUAUGCUGAUGUUGUCACUACCACUACUCACAAGUCCUUAAGAGGUCCAAGAGGUGCUAUGAUCUUCUUCAGAAGAGGUGUUAGAUCUAUCAACCCAAAGACCGGUCAAGAGAUCUUAUACGACUUAGAAAAUCCAAUUAACUUCUCUGUCUUCCCAGGUCACCAAGGUGGUCCUCAUAACCACACCAUCGCAGCUUUAGCCACUGCUUUGAAACAAGCUGCCACUCCUGAAUUCAAGCAAUAUCAAGAUCAAGUAUUGAAGAAUUCCAAGAUCUUAGAAGAAGAAUUCAAGAAUAAGGGUUAUACUUUGGUUUCCAAUGGUACCGAUUCCCAUAUGGUUUUGGUUUCCUUAAAGGAUAAACAGAUUGAUGGUGCCAGAGUCGAGACUAUUUGUGAAAAGAUCAAUAUUGCUUUAAAUAAGAAUUCUAUUCCAGGUGAUAAGUCUGCAUUAGUCCCAGGUGGUGUUAGAAUUGGUGCCCCAGCUAUGACCACCAGAGGUUUAGGUGAAGAAGACUUCAAGAAGAUUGUUUCUUAUAUUGAUUUCGCUGUCAAUUACGCUAAGGAAAUACAAGCUAACUUACCAAAGGAUGCUAACAAGUUAAAAGAUUUCAAAAACAAGGUUUUGAAUACUGAAGAUGAGAAAUUACAAGCUGCUAAGAAGGAAAUUUCCCAAUGGGCUGGUGAAUUCCCAUUAUCAGUCUAA
Molecule: messenger RNA, 1413 nt
Organism: Debaryomyces tyrocola
Lineage: Eukaryota; Fungi; Ascomycota; Pichiomycetes; Serinales; Debaryomycetaceae
Source: the annotation of a GenBank genome assembly